AUGCGUCGUAUUGCUAAAGAACGGUCAUCUAGCAGCGACCAGCGAGCUUUGCACCAUCUCCCCGCACGACCCUUCCCCGUUUCCGACCAAACUUCUCGAGCCGACACCCCACCGUCAGAGGAAUCUACGAUGGACUACUGCCCGCCCGAGCUUCAUUCCUAUAUCGCCUACUUGGCUUGCCUGACCGACCAUGGUCCAACUAUUCGUUCACUAAGCCUAGUUUCUCGCUACUUCCACGACAUUUCUGCGCCUUACCUCUACCACACCAUCUCUCUCCAAAAUGAAGAAACCACUUUUUCCCUACUUCAAAAGCUAGACACCCUGGCGCCCAGCAGCAGACGCAACAUUCGACACUUUUUCCUCUCCUACCCUCAACCAAAAUCUCCACAACCGAAUGCCAAACUCCAAAAUGCCAUAAUCCGUCUGGUGACGCUAUGCGCACCGUCAUUGCACACGCUCACCCUCGACGCUUCCCAAAAUCUCGCCCAAAGCCCGGCGCUUCUCUCUCGGAUAUGGAGGACGCGCUUCCCCGAGCUCCGCAACUUGACCAUCAGCGGAUUCUACCCCUUCCCCACAUCCACGACACCGUCCCAACCCAACUUCCCCCGCCUCACCCAUCUCCACCUCCACGGCAACCGUAACCCACACGGACUACUCCAGUUUGGAGGCCUAUCAAAGUCGUGUCCCAAUCUCACGCAUCUGAAAGUGUCGGGCCUGUCUAUGGCCGUCACGUUCGCGAUGGAGCUGCAGGAGGCUAUGACGGCCUCUGGCUCGAGGGACGGUUCCCCCGCCGAAUCUCGGGAUAGCGACCCAUGGGACGACCUCCGCUUCUCGACAUCACCGCUCUCUUCUGCGAUCACAUCUUCACAGACGCCACUCCCUUCCUUAUCGGCGUUACCUCCCAAACUUACCAGCCUGACUGUCGAGCCGGCUCCUGAGCUAGAGGUGACUGGGAGGGGGUACCACCCCACCGCAUGGAUGAAGGAUCGUUCCAUGAUGGAGGCCCUACGGGGUAUAGCGAAGGCGGCGUGUAACGCCGAUGGAGAAGGGGAGACCUCGGGCGAAGACUCCUGUGGACUGCAGGGUGAUGUUCACGGCAUUAGCUACACCUUACUGAGUCGCCCUUCUCGACCCCGCGACUCGAACUAUUUCCGUGACGACUGGAGGGAGCAAGUCGAAGGAACUACCACCACUUGGUAG
Molecule: messenger RNA, 1200 nt
Organism: Coprinopsis cinerea okayama7#130
Lineage: Eukaryota; Fungi; Basidiomycota; Agaricomycetes; Agaricales; Psathyrellaceae
Exons: 1
Coding region: 1-1200 (399 amino acids)
Source: RefSeq, a predicted model, not a curated record